This is a messenger RNA of Lactuca virosa, 381 nucleotides long. The record is from the annotation of a GenBank genome assembly. NCBI's taxonomy places the organism in Eukaryota, Viridiplantae, Streptophyta, Magnoliopsida, Asterales, Asteraceae.
AUGUCUACCUUGCAUGUGUCUGCAGUUGAUGGUAAUACUUUCACAUUCAAUUCAUAUGAUAACCAGAAUACAAACCGUGCUUUGAAGCUAAAGGGGGCGAUCAAUAUCGAUCCUAUGGAUUCAGUUGAUAUGAAGCUGAAAAGGAAACAUGCUGAGAUCCAGCCUACUAAUGUUGAAGAUGAUGAGCCACUGUCAUUUGCAUCACCGGUUAAGUCAAAUGAUCAUGAGAGGUACUCUGACAAGUCUAAUGAUAAGAUUUUGGAUGACUAUACAGCUAAAUAUAAUCGGAACGAGGCAGAUGACUACAAGAUUGGCGAGGAAGAAUAUAACCCUGAUAACAAGCAUAUUUGCAUAAGAUCCUCUGGAUUAUCAAACCUUUAA